AUGACAUUGGAUAUACCUAGAAUUAGCUUGAGGGACUUUGAUAACCGUCGUGAUGAGAUAAAAGAAGAAUUAUAUAAUGCGGCUAUCACUGCAGGUUUCUUCGUGUUGUGCGAUCAGGAAUACCCUUCCAAAGAGGAUAUCACCCGUACUUUCUCCAAUGCUGCUGAUUAUUUUCACCUUUCAAAAGAAAUAAAGGAAAAAAGGCCUUUUGAAAAGCUAUAUAAUUGUGGUUAUGAAUACCAAGCGCAGGUACGGCCAUCGACAGGAACUAAGGAUUUAAAGGAGACUUUACAACUUCAAUACCACAAAAAGCACACUUAUUGGCCAUCUGAGGAUGACGUUGGCGAUGAGUGGGUUGAGAAUACAUCGGAAUUCAUAAUGAAGUGCCAAAAAUUGAGUAUGGCUGUACUCAGCUGUCUUGCAGAAAGCUUGGGAUUUGACUCUGAUUUUUUCGAGGCAGCACAUCAAAUUGAAAAGGAUACUGCCCAAUCGACCCUUCGUCUUUUGCAUUAUCCAGAUGUCACAGGUCAGACCUAUUCCCUGGAUAUGUGGAGAGCUGGGGCCCAUACUGAUUUUGAUUGUCUUACUUUGUUAUUUCAAAGAAAUGGGGAUCAUGGAUUAGAAGUUUGCCCUGGGCGCAAAGCGCACACUGAUUUUGCCAUUGGUGAUGAAUGGACUCCUGUAGAAGCAAUGACAGGAGAAAUUGUUGUCAAUAUUGGAGACAUGUUAAUGUCUUGGUCUGAUGACAGGUUCAAAUCCAAUUUUCACAGAGUAAGAUGUCCCACGGUCGGAGAGAAUCAGGCAGAAAGGUACACCAUUGCAUGGUUUAACCAAGCAAAUACUGACGUUGUUAUACAAGGUCCCGAGAAGAAGUACCCUGCAACAACUGGACGAGAGUACAUAGUAGAAGCAAUGAAGAAGAAUUUCGCAAGGCUCCAAGAGAAGAAGAGCCAUAAGCUUCCUUAA
Messenger RNA from Priceomyces carsonii, 966 nucleotides. RefSeq lists its product as uncharacterized. The record is from RefSeq and is a predicted model, not a curated record. The coding region runs from base 1 to 966 and encodes 321 amino acids. Lineage: Eukaryota; Fungi; Ascomycota; Pichiomycetes; Serinales; Debaryomycetaceae. Gene Ontology annotation, molecular function: 2-oxoglutarate-dependent dioxygenase activity. The transcript has a single exon.